This is a messenger RNA of Pocillopora meandrina, 28399 nucleotides long. The record is from the annotation of a GenBank genome assembly. Lineage: Eukaryota; Metazoa; Cnidaria; Anthozoa; Scleractinia; Pocilloporidae.
GCGCAGACCCCACUCGAAGUAACACAUUCGCGAAGUGCGUAAUCGCGCGUGGCAUUGUCUAAUUUACCUAACGAUCCCUGCAAUGGCGCUUCUGCCAUUUCAGUGAGCUGUGGAUGGACUGAGUUUGUCUCCACUGAUUGGAAUCAUGAGCGGUGAAAAGUUGGUGAAAGAUUUGAGCUACGAAGCUCAUUUUCUAAUAUAUAAACUUCUGUUACCACCGGCUCCUGGAAGAGAUUGGAAGACUUUGGCUGACAAGAUGGGUUAUACACAGGAAACAAUCUUGUAUUACGAAUGUUUGAAUAACCCUGUGAAAGAGUUGAUUUCUGAUUAUGAGAGCAAGGGAAAGCCCAUCUCAGAGUUGUUAACGUUUCUAGAAGAAAUGGAGAGGAUCGAUUUGGUUACAGACCUCGAAAGAUUCGUAGGUAAGGCUAAAGAGGAGAACUCCUUUAUGAAUCAACUUAAACACUUCGAGUUUAGUGAUUUGAUUCGAUACACUAUAUGUUUAAACGAGAUAUAUUUGGUGAAGCAACUACGGAGCGCCGCACGAAACUACAGAUUUUAUUUCAGUUUUUAUAUCGUAACCCAAUUCCACCCUACAAUACACUCUGAACUUUCGUACGCCGAUGCCAUGGGUUACCUUCACUAUUAUGGUUCGUUUUGUCAUUGCUCGGAGAUAGUUCAGAUUUCACCGAAUUCUGUCUCUUAAGGUUAAGUUAGUUAUGAAAAUAAGCAACAGUUGACCGGGUUUUUCUCUUUCUAAGUAUUAGUAAGGACACCAGAGAUGUGUCUUGGAGUUUGCACGUAAAAAUAUCGAAAUGUCGACAUCUGCUAAAUUUGAACAAGUUUAGAGGAAGUGAAUUGAUCAGGACACAGAUUUAUCGCUUCCUCAGUACACUGUAAACUGGAUAAUCUUGUGCUUUUGAUCAAGAUCUUUACAACCCAGGAAAAGAAUGCAACUUUUUAUCACGUUUUUAGCCUUUCAAAUGCAUCGUGGUUAUUGGUACAUGCAAGCUUCUAAAUUAUUUCUGGAACAAUACAGGCUAUUAAACCGAUUGGACUGUACAAUGCUAGAAUGAGGCUUUAUUACAGACUUACUAGAAGGGUAUCCUGCUUAGGGGCUAAUCAAGACCUUUAAAACAACACCCUGUUCACUGUGUUUACCUUUUUAAGGUUAAGUAAAGGACUACCUCAAGUUCUUUGUUGGAGGUAGAUCAUGCCUGGGACUGCUGAACCUUGUUUUGUAGUAUGUUUGAACCUUAAAAACCUCAGGCUUCUCCACCCUAAGGUUAUUGAGAAACUCCAUCAUCCCUCUAACCCCCAGAAAUGAUUAACAUGUAACUUCUCCUUAUUACAUCCCUUCAUUAUCUAGCAAACAAGUGAGAGAAUACUCAAACUUAUCAGGUAGAAAUUGUUGUCUUGUUUUAACACCCAAUUCUCAUAACUGAUUCACAAGGAAAUGUGAAGGAGCAAGAGGGAGAAUCAACAAUCAGAUCUUAGGACUAAGAGCUUUCACAUGUGACUCAUAUAACAUGCCUCACACAAUCCUAUAGAGAACCAUAAAGAAAGAUGCUGUGAUUAGGGCUGUGUGGUAUAUGAUAAGAAGUGUAGAAAAAGCCAUCUGGUCCCUGCACUCAUACAGUUCUGUUUAAUUUCUGAGAAUGUAAAUUAUGAUUGUGGAUAUCAGCAUGAAAUAAAAGGGAAAUGAGAAAAAAGGCACAUUUUUUAACGAAGGGAAAGUUUCAGUGUGGAGUCCAUUAUGUACCCUUCAUAAGAAUGUGAUGGCAUAAUAUUUAGGUUCAAGCAUAAUUUCAAAAUUUAUACCACUUAAAUAUAUACAAAAUAAAAAGAUGAUUGUUGACUGAGUUCUUCCAUUUGGCUCUUAAAGCAGAAUAGUGAUAUCCCAAUCAGAUUUUUAGCAUGUUCAAAGACAUUUUGCAAAAGGUUUUAUUUCUCCUUGAAAUCUCAAAAUCCAUCUCAGCUGUAAUCUGUAACUGCGAAGAAAUGAAUAUCUUCUUUUCCACAGGAUACUUCUACUCAAGUUUACUUGCAAGAGACUAAUAAAGUUGUUGUUGUUGGUGUUUUUUUGGGCUAGAGGAGACACCCACUCAAGAAGAGGUAGAGCAAAGGAAAAGGCUGGAAUUCGAGAAGAUGCAAGGACAAGCUGGUAAACUCUUUUUAUAUUCAUUUAUUUAUCAAAAAGUUUCAGUUAUUGAUUUCUUGUCUGUUGGAACAUAGCCCCCAAUACCAGAUAUCAAAUAAAAAAAAUACAUCUUUAAAAAAAAAAAAAAAAAAAAAAAAAGAGCAAUAAGGAUUGUAAUUCAUAUUUACUUUAACCCUUUAACUCCCAGGAUCUUAUUGUUAAUUCUUCCAUCUAGCUGCUACACAUUUCCUUGUAAAUUAGUUGCAAGAAUUUGGCGUUAGAUCAAGAUAACAACUCCUACCUGAUACAUUUGAGUAUUCUCAUUACCUGUUUGCUGGAUAGUGGUUGGAUAUUGUAGGGAGAAGUUACAAGUGAAUCACUUCUGGGAGUUAAAGGGUUAACCCUUGACACUUUAUAUUCUCCAUACUAUUCUCUCUGCAUUUCCUGAAGUGUUGACAAGGAGAAUUUGUUUACUAAUCAAGAGUUUCUUUGUUUGGUGAUCAUUGCCUUUUUCUGUGUGAACUUAAUGUGUGAUUCAGGGGUGAUUUUGUCAGGAUAAAUUUGAUUCUAAAUGAAUAAAGGGGUAAGUUUCUAAAGAAACUGUGGUGCUGUGUCAGUGGGAGAGUAUAGCAGGCAAUUAAGUGUCAACAACUGAGUUAAAAAACAUAAAUUAGCCACCGUAAAGGGCAAAAAAGCUGACUUUUCAAGCAUUAGCCCUUUGUCUAUUGCUCUGAUGAAAGGCUAAUGCUCGAAAUGGUGGCUAAUUUAUGUUUUUAACUCAGUUGUUAACACUUAAUUACCUGCUGAAUUUGAUGCUAGUCACUCCUACAGGGUCAAAGGGCUAAAAUGUGUUCUCAGAUUGAAAAGAAAAUUCUUGAAUACAAAAUCUUACCGCGUUUAGGCUAAACUCUCAAAGAUCAAUGAAUAAAACAAAUAGAGUGAAAGAAAUCAAUUAAAAAACAUAUUAACAUGCAAAACCAAGCUCACAAGCCAUUGACUUCAAAUCCACAUCAUAGAAAGUUACAUCAAAUCUUAGCUCACUAUCAGAUAUUAAUAAUUACAAAUGUCCCUCAGGCACUGAGCCUCUUUUUAAUUAAAAAUCAUUUGUACACAAAGUGGUCAUUGUCAAUUAAUGUGAAAUUUCUUAUUUAUUUCAGCGGAAAAGCCUAAAACCAGUAAGUUCAAGAAAUUUGAUACUUCUUGUCUUUUUUGGUAUAAACUUUUUGUUGGGGCAUAUAAUUGGAUUAAACUUCUUAACCCGAAAAAAAUGUUAGAGACAGCAGAUUGUUGAAAUGAACAUAAUCUAGAGGAGGGAAGUCAUCUCCCUUAAAGCUUUCAUCAGCUCACCUCAAAUUAUCAUGAUAGUUUAAGGGUUUAAUUUUUUUUUGAUUGAAAUUAUGAUUGGUCCAGGGAAUAAUGAAUCCCCUUGUUAUCACUAUUAAUGGAUUUAUUUUUGUCAGUGUCUGACAGAUAUGAUGUGUUUAUCGCAUAUGCCCAACCUGACAGACCAUUUGCUGAUGAACUUGUCAAGAAACUGGAGGGACCACCCUAUAACUUAAAAGUUUGUAUUGAUUACCGGGAUUUUUUGCGUGGCAAUGAUCCUUCAGCAGCUGCGGCCCAGGCCAUUGAGAAAUACUGCAGAAAAGUCUUGCUUAUCUUGUCAGAGAACUUUAACAGAUGUGAAAGAGCUGAUUUCCAAGCCAACGUUGCGCUAAGCUUGUCAGCAGGUUUGUGUCUCUUGUGUGACUUCUUAACCCUUUCACUGGACCAAGAUAUCAUUUAGUAAUUCUUCUUACCAUCUUCGAUUGACAAUUGACAAUAGAUAAUACUUUAUUCAAGAGAAGGAAAAUGAAAAAAAAAAAAAAAAAAUUGUAAAAGUAUCUCUCGAAAGGGGAUAUUCUAGAGGUUAACCCUAUACAAAAGAUUCCCCGAAUAAAAAGACCAAAACAUUAUAUACAGAUAAUUAAAAACUGUUUACCAUCAUCUCAAUCAAUAUUCAUGUAAAUCUUUAGUCUGUUACGAAAUAAAGUCAAUGAUCCUGCGUGUACAAUAUCUUUAGGCAAAUUAUUCCACAUAUUAACGAUCCGUACAAAAAAAGAAAAAUUUGUAGCAAUUUACGAUAGCUAUUUUUAUGUAGAGCUUAUAAUCAUGAUUGGCUCUAGUUCGAUUACAUUUAGUAAGUUCAAAAAAGUCCGAAAAAGGAAGACUAUCUAUUCCCAGAACUAUCUUGUAGCACGAUACAAUUCUUAUGAUGAUAGUUCAGAGAAUUUGGUAUUGGAUCAAUUACUGAUUACCUAACAUAUAUUUUUCUUAAUUCUCAUCACUUGUCUGCUUGAUUUUGUAUCGACACUCUGAGUAGAAAUUCUGUCUUGGUCGCUCAUGGGAGUUAAAAGGUUUAAUUUUUUCUUGACCUAAAAAGUGUAUUUGAAAGAUCAAGAUCAGAUGAGUAACUUUCUCUUGCACAUGCCGUUUAUUUUUUGUCAAUUAGUCAAGAGGAUUUGGUUUUAACUCCCAAGAUAUGACUGUUAAUUUCUCCCUCUACCUGCUACACAUUUCCUUGUAACUUAGUAACAAGAAUUUGUUGUUAGAUCAAGAUCACAACUUCUAGAUGAUAAGUUUAAAUAUUCUCAUUACCUUUUUAUGGAUUAAUGUAUGGAUAUUAUAGGGAGAAGUUAUAUGUUAAUUACUUCUGGGAGUUAAAAAGAAUUCCCCUACAUAUUUGCAAGACAUCACAUUUAAGUUUUGAUAAUUUAGGGAUGGUUAAAUCACCUGAAGAGUUUAACAGUUAAAGAAAAUAAUGUUGUGAUGACAAAGUUGCAGUGCUUUGAUGGUCCAAGGUGCAAAAUGUUUCAGGGGAAAGAAGAUAGCAUGUUUCUUUUGACAAAGAAAUAAUUUAUUUUAUACAUACUGAGAUUUACACAUUAAAAGAAACCCUGCUAAAAUUGGUGCAAAUUCACAGCCAAUCAGGAAAGCAAAUGACUGUGAUAUAGACAGUGGUACUUCACAGUGGAGGGCAACAAAGCAUGUGGCUUUCUGUUAAACAAAACUAAAAGCAAGCUGUUUUAUUAAAACUAUUUUAUAAGAACAACACCUUUUGAUUUAUAACACAUUUUUAAAAUGAGAUUUGUGCAUUGGUUAUUUUUAGAAACAAGUUUGUCUUAUUUGCAUUGUGCUGAUAAAAUUCCCUUUUCUCAGAUGUCAGGCACACCAAUCUGAUACCAAUUUUGUACAAACCUUGUGAAAUACCAACAAUUUUAAAGUUCAUCACACACUUGGACUACACAAGCAAAGAGGCAAGACAGCAUUUUUGGAAUUUGUUGACUAAGGCACUUGGUUGUAGCAAUGGAUGUGCAUACAAUGGAAAAAAGUGAUGGGCUAAUAUGCUUUUGAAACUGUAAUUACUGACUUUGCUCUCGACCUCAUUUGACUCUGGUUUCAGGAUGCCAAGUCUUCAAGAGAAAAUCUAUAUGGUGAUAACAUAUGGAGUUAAUGAUAAAUAUUUUUGACAAAGUAUUUUAUCUGAUCUCAGUUAAAAAUGUGCAGGUAGUUUCAUAGUUUGAUAAGAAUUUGUUACAUGGCUAAUGUUUAUAAAGUACCUGAUAUCUGUUCAUCAUGCUGUAAUUGUGAAAGAAAUGUCCUGUGCUCAUGACCAGAUGAAAAAAUAUCUUUCACUAUCUCUUUACUGCAUCCAAAAUUAACCACCUCUCUUAUUCUCAUAUGGUUAUUUAAUGACCUUUAACAGGUAUCUGUAGAUGUUAUAAUGAUUCUUGAUGAUGUUACCAUUUCUUAUAUGUAUAUGAAGAAUUGUAAAUAGGAUUCAAACCCUCUAUGGAGAAUGAAGCCAGAAACAUUUUCAGUAAAAUGUGUUUAGAGUUUGAAAUAAUCCUUUAACUGGAAAAAGUUUCAGUCUGUGUGGAAAUUUUAGGAAUCAUUUUAUCAGUCAUUUAGCUGUAGAAGACCUAGGCCCUUGUUGAAGAGGCUUUGUUCAACUUAAAAAUAUAACAAAUAUGUAGAAUAUAAAAAAGUUUUCUGUCAAUGCUGUUAGUCUCAUUUUUGGUUUUGGAAAUGUAGACAAUGAGCCUAGGAUAUUGUAAAUAAGUAUUAUAGAAGUAAAUUUUUAAUUAUAUUUUUAACUUCUGUGUGACAUGUUUUGUGUAGAAUGUGUUAAAAUUUGAUAACAUGACAUGAAAAAUAACCCUAGCAAGUGAAGUCCUAGUUUUCUUAAAAUGUAACAUCUGACAUUAACUUAUAGUUUUUAUAGUGUACAACCAUGAAUUUUUUUUAAUAUUUGAAAGCAAUUUUGUUUCAUUUUAUCUUUGUUUGGUGUAAUAGCUGAAAGUAUUAAAGUUAGAAAGAAUUCUUGUUUCCAGCCUUUCGAAGCUUUUUUCAAGUCUAUUCUGAGGCCAGGAUGGGGUUUUUGCCCAGAGUAGGGGCAGGUACUUCCUAGUAAUGGGUUGAUGGGAUUUUGCUGCUGAAUGUGAUAGCAUUUUCACAACUGACUAUAGUAAGGUUGAACUCCAAAUAGAGUUCCUGGAGAGGUAUUGAACAUUUUCAAGAAUUAGGGGAUAAGGAGAUCAAGGUAAGUAAUGAUUAAAAAAUUAGAAGAUUCACAGGUAAAUAUUUGUAACCAAAUUUGUUAAGAAUGAUUGAGAUAGGGUCUAUAAUACGCCAAAGAAUAGACUUAUACAGGGAACAGGUUCUGAGAGGCUACUGGCACAUACUUGGCAAAAAUCAUCUUCCCAGUACUGAGAGGCAACAUCAAAUUUAAGCACAGUUAGCAAGACCAAUGUAUGUUGAGACAACGAUAUCACGACAUUAAUAUCCUGCUACACUCACUGGAUCCUCUCAUAAAGUAUCAAUACACUUUGAAGGAACUUGAACGUUUUCCCAAAAAUUUGCGAAAGCAGCCUCUGUUAAACGUGGACUGCUGGCAAUUUGCUUCUCUCUCGAGGUGGUGCAAACUCAAAAUGGGGAAAAAAAUUUGGGUCGUGCUUGUCUUGGUUUGAAAAACCCAAAAGAGAAAAAUGUGCCUAAUUGAUAUAAAUUUAGCAAGUGGAUUCCAUGUUGCCAUUCGUCUGCUCAGAAAUAAGUCAUAGAUAGCGUCAAAAUGUGGUAAGAGUAAAUAAGUGCUGCGCCUCGUAUGCUACUUUUCUGUUGUUACAACAUUUUGACAGACCUAAGACCACAUGGAAUCUAUUUUUUAAUUAAUGAUUAAAAAAAAAAGCAAAACGUUGUAGGUGGUGACGUCAUCUAUGCGUCUGUCCUGUAAUAGAUCAUUAACAAGAACCAAUCAAAAUGCGUGAGAAAAAGAAGCUAAUUCAUCGAAAGAUAGGUGUUUCUACAGCCAGAAAUGGCAUCUUAUUCAAAUAACAAGUGUCCAGGCUCUUUCCGAGAAGAAGCAGGAAUUAGGCCUUGCUUUGGACCUUUGACGUAAUGCGGUCACAACAACACGUGAUUUUAACGGAAAAGGACGUGAUGUUAGGAAAUUCCUUUCGUUGAGUUUUGUUGAAGCUUGUCUGGUGUGGUCUCAAAGCUCUUUUGGUUCACCGCAUCUACGUCCUUCAAGUAAGUUAGUGUAUUCUAAUACAGCCACAGUACUCUCUCUAAGUACUUAAACAAUCUUACUAAAUAUGUAAAAGCGCAUUCGACGGCCAUGUUGUUUCCUUAUCUUACAUCCUUGCAUUAACUCAUUGCAAUUUUGUUUGUGGUAUUGAUCACUUAAAGUAGAUACACAAUGAACGGAAGUCUAGGACGUUGUAGAGAGAUCCUUUGUUAGAAAACUCAGUCGAAAUUGAAGUGUCGUGCUGUGCAUCAAAACUACAAUUUAUGAUUCCGAUUUAGUUUAUACAGUGACAGAUGAAACGUAGAUUAUUUAUGUCUGGUCUUCGAUCGGCCUGUCCUUUUCCUUGUCGCUGUAAAGCUUAGGACAAGAAUUUAAAACUUCGAAACAGAAAUUUAAUGUUUAUUUAUAAGCAACGGAAAGUAUUUCUUGGUAUCAACGGUUGAAUGUAUUUCCCCCGAAAUUGCAGCGGACAGUACAACAAAUGUUUUGGCAUUACUCGGCCAAGGAUAUUGCUAGUCGGAGAUGUCGCCUGUUACGAUUAACCUUCUCAUGUAAAUUUUAAGAACUGUGCAACACUCUGUGGAAAAAAUUAUCUUCUGAAAGGUUUGACUUUUAAACAGCUGAUACUAAAGUGUGUGAAACUUUUAAACAGUGCUUUAGUUAAUCUUGUGGAACUGAAUUUCAACGUUGCAGUGAAGGUCAUAAGCUUAAAAUUCAACAGGAAUUAUGCAUGUUUUGAAUAGCGAUUUGUAUGUUAAUAUGGAGUCAACCAUGAUUAUUAAACCAAAUUCAAGGUUUGUUGUCGGGGUUAUCCAGAUUUUGAUGGGGCAUUCUUGUAUUUCUUAAAUGUGAUUAGUAGGUAGAUAGUGUGAAAUGUCCUAUACAUUGUGAAUUCAAACUGUUUAAUAAUUAGUGUACAGACAGCGUAAAGCAGAUGGGAAGUACUUCAACUUUAACCCUUUCGUGUUGAGUACAAUUUUGUUAUCUUACUGUUACUAAGGUCUUUGUCUGUUUGUAAAUUGUCAGUAAAGUUAGUUGUUUAUUAACAAACAUUAAGCAAUAUUGAUUGAAAUAUAACUGUAAGGUUACUGUAGUUUCUCGGAUAUAAGGUGCACGGUUUUUUCAAGAAAAUUCUGUCCUUAUUUGGAAAGUUAAUGCUGAAAUUGAGGUGUGUCUUAUAGCCAAGUAAGUCAUCUGCAGCUCACCAGAAAACAGGACAUGUUGCUGGUUGCAUCAUUUUCUCACCAUGGAUUCUGAAAUGCUGUAUUCAUGGGCAAUUUCAUAAUUUUUGUUGAAUGCCUCGGCUUUGGCAAUGAUUUUCAACUUGAAGUUGAGGUCAUGUGAGUGAUGGCGAGUGCUUGGCAUAUUUGCGACCGAACAAGAAGUUGAAGUUUACCUCUGACUGUUUAUGAUGAGAAUGUAUCAAUUAGUUUUGCAACUGAGUUUUAAAUCAGUCAGUUGAUGUUUAAUAGAAUGAAAUCAGGUCAUUGAAUAUUUAUUAUUUAAUUUGGAAAAAGAAGCGUGUUUCCUAAGCAGGAAGACUGAAAUAAACAAAUAUGUGUUUAAUGUUUCUCAUUACAGGUGAGAAAUUUUCUUGGUUUUUAUGUAGAUCAUUAAAUGUGAGACUUUUUCACUUUUAUUUACAUUAACAAGAGAGUUUGCACACCAGUUGUGUAGGGAUAAUAAUUUAUUGUUCUCAGUUCCAUUACAUCCUUUUGUUAACUCACAACCUUUUGGUGCGUCUUAUAACUGCGUAUUUUCACAUAAUUUUCAAUUUAAGAACUUGGCUUGACUAAGUUGCUAAGUUUGGGGUGCGUCUUAUAACCAAGUACGCCUUAAAAUGCCUUAUAACUGAGAAACUACGGUAAACAAACCUCCAAUGAUGGAACAAAUUGUUGUAAAACAAUCACAAAUGAAAGCUAAGUUUUUUUUUUUGUCUCACGAUGUACUCACAUGUGAUAUAGAUCACGACAUUUCAACUGCAUACUGCUGGUCUUCCAGGGUGUGAAAUUAACUUUUUUUUCUGAUAGCCACUUGGCUCCUAAAUUCUUCAAAGUGGUAGCCAAUUCAAAAGAAGUUGGUCGCCAUUUUCAAAGACAAACAAAAUCUUUCUUUACGCUGUCAGCGUUCUAGGUAGAGCCUCCAAAAUUAAGUUAGGGAAAAGAUCUUUAUGUGCUACAGAGUGGACACUAGGAUGGAUGAUAUACAACGUUCAGACUCAUCUAAAUCCAAGAUGGCGUCUAGUUAUUGAUCGAGAUGCAUUUGCUACGUUUUGGAAACAAACUUAACGAGGAAGUUUGCCAUGGAUUUAUCUUUGCAAAUCUUUUUAAUUCACUAUAUCUCUUGGUAAGGUUAUGAUGAAACGUUCUAGUCGCCAAUUUGGCGACUGACUUUCAGGAUUUGGUCGCCAAAAUGAAAAAUUUAGGCGCAUUGGCACCUGUAUUAGCUGCAAUUUCACGCCCUGUCUUCUUUAGGCAAUGAGGUUGACUGGUCCUGCGGGAUCUUAUAAGCAUGAUGCUCUGCUGUGAUUAGUUGUUUUUCAACAGCUCUGAUUGGUGCAUUUCGAUCCUUGCUGUUUCACUCAGUUCUAAGUCAGGAGAAACAAACAAAAAAAACUUAGCUUUUAUUGUUAUCCACCACAAUGAAUAACCACAACCUUUUUUAUGAAAUCGCAAAUGAUGUUUACAGUUAAAAUUUAUUGGCAGAAAUGGGAAUGAAAUAUUAGUGAAGUAUAAAAUCAAAACAUAUUUCUGCUAUUUUAAGGAAGGAAUUUUGUACUCUCUGCCAUGUUGGGAUAGUGGGACAGUUCACAGUUACCAUGAUUCUCAUUGACUCCUGCAAACAAAGGGGCUAUUGUGUGAUGAUAGUAGUGAAAACCAAGCUGUAUGUCAUUGGAUCUAAAAUGGCCUCUUUACCCCAACUGGCACUUUUUGAACAAACUCUUGGAACAGGUCUACAAAAUAGCUGUAUAGUUGGGUUUAAGUUCUUUUAUCUUAAUAUGCUUUUUAUUAGUCUUGCUGUAUAUCAUUCAAAAGUAAAAGGAAUCAAAGAUAGUGACACAGGUGGAAUAAGGCAUCCCAGAACCCCUUCCUAUUUACACCCCUUGCAUUGCUCUACACCUUUAGUUUUUGACAUUUUGAAAUUGUAGAAUGGAACAGACCAAGGCAAAGUGUAAGUGUAAAAGAAUCAAAGACAAGGCUAAGAAACUUUUCACAUGGGGACGACAGUCAGAGGGAAAGAGCAGUAAGAGUAACAAGUCAGAUGACACAGGCCAUACAGUUGGUUCAACUGUAUUAGGUUAGUGAACUUCUAAAUAGUUGUUGAAGUCAUGUUGAAGUAUCUUACUUAAUAAUCCAUGUAUUGGAGAACAAUUAAGCUCUGUGUGCUUAACUUGUAUGUUGUGUUAUUUAUGAGUACAAACAGUUUAUCUCUCACAUUUGAAAGUCUUCACCAGGCCCUGGUUGUUUGAACAGUGGAUGAUGCUGUCCAUUGUAUACAUGUAGAUCUCCAUCUAGUGGAAAGUGCGGUAUGUUUUGUUGCACUUAUUCACUUAAUAGGGACAUACCCAUUGGAUAGCAUUAUCUGUCCUUUGAACACCAGGACCCAGAUUUCGAAUUAGAUAAUUGGUCCUUUAAGUUAUUUGACAUACAUUUAUGUCACAUCAAUUUACUUACUUAAUUAUCCAGACUUGUGGGGACUAGGUUUAAUAAUCUGGAUAAUCAAGAGUCUCAGUAAAAAAAAAAUGAUUAUAAAUGUUUAAAGCUAAUGGGAUCAGAAAAGCAAGUCUGGAUAAAAGAAAAGUCUGUACAGUUGAGAUUUGACUGUACAAAUUUACAGGGAAUUUGUAUCUUCUAAGGUUAUUUACCAGUUCCUGAAAUUGAUCUCUCAAACUCAAAUGUCUCCAACAAGUUUAGGUAGACAAUUACUUGUAUUCCAAAAAGUUCUAUGUGCUAUUUUUACAUGGCAUCACUUUAUUCAAAAUUUAGUUGCUGUAGCUUCCAAGAAAGCAUUUUAGGUGUGUUUGUCAAUAGUUAAAAAAGCAAUUUGCACUGCUCUCCUAUGGAGUUUCACACUAAGAUUGUUUUUUGUUGCCUGCAGAUGAUGUUGUUCCACCUGAAAGAAGUGAUGUUGAUCUUACACCUGAUCCUGAUAUUCCACCUUGUGAUACUGUUGCUCUUCCGUUAGAUGGAGAUACACCCCUAGCCACUGAGGAAAAGCUCCUUAAAGAUAUGUGUACGAAAGGUCAUGAACGGUUGGUUGUUCUUUUGCAACCAUCGUGUCCACUUGGAAAUGAUUACCGGUUAUUGGCUGCAAAAAUGGGAUACACAAAUGAAGAUAUUAAACUUCUUGAAAGUUCACAUGAACCCGUGAAAGAAUUAUUGAUAAAAUAUGAUACAGGGAGGAGAACAAUUGCGGAACUGGUAUCACUUUUACAACAAAUAGACAGACCAGACGUAGUACAGGACCUUCAGCCAUAUAUAGGUAGGGCAACCUUUUUCUUUUGAAAGGGAAUAAAAUUGUUAUGGAGGACAUAACUUGCGUUAAAUGCUAACAUUGAUUCUUAUUUCAUACCUGCUGAGAUUUACACAUAUGUUUGUCAAUCAGAGAUGCAGACCAAUUAACUCCAGUGCUUGGUGGCCAGUCGGGCCAGUUUUCUUGAAUUCUUAGUGGCCCAUCCCAAAAUGAAGAUGCCCUCGAUUUCCUCUAGUUUAAAAUGAAAAACUUGAAUAAACGCCCCAUGGUCUUAAGUGGUGCGUAAAUUAAAAGGAAAGAACACAAAAGUCCAGAGUUGUGUGGCAAUCACAAAAUCAAAAUGGUGUCUAUGAGCUGUGAAUGUGGAUUGCUCGUGAAAUCACUGUUAAAACAGCUCGGAAUUUCCACUUCAGAACUAGAAAUUCACUAAAAUGUGAGAAGAGAAAGGUAGUCCAAUUAAAUUACAUAUUGAGUUCUAUUUUUAACUUUGUACUUUGCAUAAUUUACAUCGCAACUUUUCUAAAUUCUGUAGCAUAGUAGUACAUCGGGCAUUCAAACCUUAAUUUUUGGUGGCCCUGGUCAGUUUUAACUCGCCAUUGGCAACCUUGCUACUGCCAAUUUUUAGCCCUGCUUCACAGUCCAAUCUUUGAAAUGUGUUGGUCAUUAAGAAAAAAUCUUUGUAUGUAUGGAAUAAAAACAUCAUAUUAUGGAAAGUGCUUGAACAAUUUUUAUUGCCAUGCAUCAAAAACUCACUCAUUUGCUGCACUUACUCAUUGGAUUUUUUUUAUGCAUUGCAACUCAUGAAUAAAAAUUAUACUUGUGUAUUUUCCAUGGAGUAAUCUCCAUUAACUACAUGUUCAAUUCUGAAUUAUUUGAUUUCAAGUCAUUAAAUGUCAGAUAUUAAAUACCAUAUGCUGUGUAAAGGAGUGGAGAUGGUUCAAUGGUGAGAGCACUUUCCUCCCAUGGCUGUGACCUGGGGUUAAUUCCUACACCCAACAUUGUAUGAGGAUUGAGCUGACUCUUGGUUCUAGAUAGGUUCAAAGGUCCAGAGUCUUUCAUAUCACCUUGUGUUGCUUUAAAAUUGAAACUUAUUACAUCUCCAAUUAUUACAGAAAUUUAUCCCUAUGGUAGUGUGUUUGUUGUCCAUUUAUUAAAAAAAUGUAAUUUAAGGUAAAAUACCUUAACACAAAACUGUAGUGAUGGUUCUGUAUACUUUUAAAUCUUGUUACACAUUCAUUUAAUUGACAUUUAAUUUCAAAUUGUAUUUAAAAGUUUUUUUUGUUUAAAAAGUAUGCUAGUCUAUGCCACAGAGCAUGUUUCUGCAGCAGCACAUACUGAGUUUGUAUUGUAAUGUAGCAGAAAGAAUGGAGACCAUUUUUGGUACCACUAACUUUUCUAGGGAGAGCAAAUUUGUGGCUCUCUUGCUCGAAGAAAAAAAUUGAGAUACUUAAAAAAAAAUACAUGAUUGUUUUAUUGCUUAGUUUCCUUUUUACUAAAGAAUAAUUCCCUGAUCAUCCACCUACUGUUUUUUAUUCUGCUUACUCCUGUAUUUUCAGAUUCAACACUUACUCCAAGGGAGAUACAAGAGCGAAUGCAUCUGACCAGUACGUAUUUAUGUCAUUAGAUAGAAGAAGGCCUUUUGCUUGUGUUUAGGUUGGUAUUUCAGCCCUAAGCCUUGCUUUUAGGGUUGAGAAUUAUUGUGGAUUGGAAAGAAAGUAUUCCUAAAAUAAUGAAAUCUCAAGAAAUUUGUACGUGAAAACAUCUUGUGUCAUUGAGUUUUAGUGGUGAAUUUUCAUGAAAUGAUGUCAUUGUGCAUAAGGUGAAAACUAUUGUUGCAUGACUGACAUUCACAAUCUGUUGUCUCCCAAGGCUUGAAUUUUUUUAUACGCUACACUUGUAUACAUUGGCAAAGAGCUCUUUUGAUUCAUGUCCUCAAUGCCAUCCAUGAAAAUUUUGAUCUGAUCUUUGCAAACUGUACAUUUUUGUCUGUUGUCUUUUUUUGUAGAUACCAAUGUUGUACAGAGGACAGGUAAGUCAAAAGAUUAUUUUUGUUAGAGACGAGGAAAGUUGUGUUUAUGGUUUACAUACAAAAAUAAAAAAUCGCCUUAUUAUACUCACUAUGCUAUACUAAACAAUGAUCCAGUGAUCUUUGUGACGUAAUUUUGUAGAAUUUAGUGCAAUUUCUCCAUUUUUUGGUAGAGAAUACAUAUAAAUUUGUGGAUAGAAAGAAGAGAGAUGGCAAGUUUUGAGCUUAAAACUUACCAUCUCUCCUAUUCUAUCUACAAACAUCACACUAUCGACAUUGCUGAUCCUAGCAGUAUGCAGGACACAUGUCAUAUGAACUUUGUAGUAGACCUCGCCCACCACGGAGUCUCUGUGACUCAGUGGUAGAGUAUCGCAGCACGGAAUCCAAAGGUCUGAGGUUCAAUUCCUCAUGAGGACUCAGACUUUUUUCUUUGGCCCACACUCAUGACAAGAUGAAAAAAACAUCUUUCUCUAAUACAUAUAAAGUUGUAAAUUUUUAUAAUCAUCUCAGCGUGUGAAAUGUUACAUUGUAGAUGUUUUCAACGUCAAGGUGUGUAACUAGUAUGGAUCCUCACAUCUGUUGAUUUGACUCAAAUAUUGCUCUUCCAAAAUCGUCCCUGUUUACACAACAAGCGAGAUACAUUUUAGAGGGAUGUGUAGAAAAAAAGCUCAAAGUGACCUCUAAGGGACUGCUAGAUUCUCAUUUCAAAUUUUAUUGUAUUUUUUUGGGAUAUGCAAGAAGAAUUUGAAGUGGCAUCAAAAGUCACCUAGCAGUGUAAUUUCCUUUACCAGUUCAGUAUAGUUAUACCCAGUUAAUGAUAUGGUGUUUUAUUUUCAUAGUCAAAACUUUUUAUCAUGCAUUUGUCUGCUUUGCUGACGAAGACAAACCUUUUGUGGACAAACUUGUCAAGAAAAUGGAAAAUAAACGUAAUCUACACCUCUGUUGGCCUGAGCGGGACUUUUUACCAGUUGGCUCUCAUCUUGAAACAACUGCUUUGGCAAUUGAGCGAAGAUGUAACAAAUUUAUUGUGAUCCUGUCCCAAAAUUAUGAAAAUAGCCAAGGAGCCAUAUACCAGGCACAAAUUGCCACGAGUCUUGCUCCAGGUUAGUAAAAUAUUGAUUUGUUAAUUAAAUAUUUUUGAUAAUGAAAGCAAACAUCAACCAAUAGGUGUAAACCCUUUCCCACCUAAGAAUGAACCAAAUAGAAUUUUUCCUUUCAAGAUAAUUGCAUUUUAAAACAAAAAGAUUACAAGAAGGAAGAGCAAUUAUGAUGUUAACUAGGAUAAAUUGUGUGAUUUAGCACAAAAUUCUCAGAGCUGAGAGUAACAAAAAAAAAAGGGAGUAUGGUACUCAGUAAAUAUUUUUGUUAUUGAGAUCUGUGAGUUGUGAAACUCUGUGAUCAAUAUGAAGAUAGAACUCCCUCCAUUUCUGAGCCAGUCAGAUGAAAACUAGAUAUAAUCCUGACUUUGCUUUCUCUGAUGUUCAUUAUUGUGACUGUUUACUGUUUUAGGUCUUAACAAAGUGACUCUGAAAUUUACUGUGAGUCAUAUCAAUUGGCUGCUCUGAUAACUUUAGUUUCUGGUUUUCCUUUCUGAAUAUGUUGUUAAUAACCCACUUCAGGUGGCUGGUAUUUUGGCCAAUAAUGUCUGCCACAGAGAAAUUGUCUGAAAAAUGAAUAUUUGGCUGAGAAGUGAAGCUUCAAGGGCAGAUGUGAAAUUUUUAGGACAAUCUCUAAGCCAAGGACACUAACAGCCGACAUACCAGCUCGCUAGAAGGAUUAUGUUAAUUUUAUAACCCUUCCUUCAUUUUCAUUGACAACUAAUUUUUUUAUACUUUCUGGAGUAGCAUUUGAGUUCAGCUCUUUUAAUGUCAGUAUCAGUGGACUCUACAAAAGAAGUUAGUUUUUCUUCAAUGUAAAGUUAAAAAAAGAUGAAAAAGUGAGUUUCUGAGCCAGCUUUUUCCGCUGGCUUUGUUUCUUUUGGAUGGAAAUAAUUGUUGGGCAAAUAUGGACCUAAACAGGGAUUAUUGCUAGAUAACUGUUCUGUGAUUUUGCACCACAUGACUUAAAGUAGCCAGUAGAAUUGUGAUGUAAAUAUAAGAAAACCUGUGAAAUGAUGAACAGCUCCCUGUUGGGUUGUUAUCUCUGUUGGUAGAGUGCUGCACCAGUAUUGCAGAGGUCAUGGGUUCAAAUCCCAUACAGGCCUGAAUAUUUUUCAGGCCUUAUUUUCAGUACUGCUUAAGUAGUGUUCAUAACUGUGAGAUGACUUUCAUAUUCAUUUCUUUAUCCACAGUUCACAUGUAUGAUUUUCAUAUAUUUACAGUCAGUUUCAUAUAUUUUGUUUCACAGGUGCCAAAGAGAAGCGAAUUAUACCAGUGCUCAUUGAUGAGGGUUAUAGAUGCAGUAUUCCACGAACCCUUUCUCACAUUACCUACCUUGAUUACCUCAGGCAGGAUGAGAGAAACUUCUGGAAUCUGUUGUGCCAAACUCUCACGUGCAAUAUUUGAAUUUAAGCAUUGUGUACAGAAUGUUAAAUCUGCUGCGUGAUUUUGGUCCUAGAUGCUGAGUUUUCCUCAAUUUAUUUUCCCUUCUAGCUUCAACUUAUUCCCUUGUAAAUUAGUUCCAAGAAUUUGGUGAUAGAUCAAGAUAUCAACUUCUACCUGUCUAAGUUUGAGUAUUCUCAUGACCUGUGUGCUGGAUGAUGUUUAGAUAUUAUUGGAAGAAGUUGUAUGUUAAUCACUUCUGGGAGUUAAAGGGUAAAUCUAUGUGGGCUUAAUCAUGUAUCAUAUGUUUAACAAUUGGUUCAUAUGUCAGCAUGCAUUCAUCAAGAUAUGAAGCAUGCAGGAAGCUUGGAGAGCAUGAAAGUUGUGUAAGAGUAGCUUGAGGCGUAGCACAGCUGACGUAUGAACCAAUUGUUUUAUAACAUUUUCCACCCGAUGGAAAAAAUUUUUUUCUCAAGGGAUUUGUUUGCUGACGUCAUGAGCAUGCACAAUAGGAAUAUGAAGCACGCUCGUGCAAUUGAAUUUGAUUAGACAAAUUUACUAACUAUGUUAUAAAAACCCUUUAGCAUCCUCUGUUUGAAGGUGUGAGUCUGUUGAUGUACUUAAUAUCCAAAACCACCCUCUACUCCCAAACUUUUCUUCCCAUUUUAGCACUGUGCAAAGAACCUUUGUCAACAAACACAGUAUCUUAGUAAAUUGUCAGCAUGUCUGUGGGCAUCCAUUGCAACUGGCCAUAACACAGUAAGCUUUCACAAAAUCUAUUGGGUAGCAAUGGUUUCUGAGUGUAAUAGCAGAGGUGUAGAAUAAGUGUAGAAAAAAUAGUGUUGUGAUCAUUCAGGUUAGAUUUUUUGAAAUGUUAGUUCUGCCCUUUGGUCAUUUUCAGUCAUUUUUUUCAAUCAUUCUAUGUAUCAGUAGUGUUAAAUUUUGAUUUUAUCAAUUUAUCUGUUUCAGACAUAGUUAUUGAUAGUAUUUGAUGGUCUCAAUUUAUAGGCCCAAGAUCCUUUACUGUUUUGCAUUCAUGAGAAGAAUUUUCUCUUUACUUAAUUACUCACUUUAUAUCUUGAAGAAACUGUUAAGAGUUUGUGAUUCAUAAGUUUAUACAUUGUAGAUUAGGACCUGGUUGUUUGAAGGCUGUAGAACUUUAGCCAGUGGGUGAAUUGCUAUCCAGUGGACACCACAUUAUGUUUUGUAAAUACUUAUUCAUUGGGUGGCGAUUUAUUGAGUGAAUAGAGUUAUAUAGUCUCUGAACAACCAAGAUUAGGAUGAUAUAAUCAUGAAAUGAUUAAAAAAAUGCAAUUUCUAAAACAUUUCUGUGAAACUUAGAUAUUUACUAUUAUAAUAAAUUUGUUUGUGUCAGACCAUUGUGAGAAUAUCUUUAUUACUACAAUUACAAAUUUAUACUCUGAUGUAUAAAUGCAAUGAGAUGAUUCUUCAGCAUUUGUAUAUACUGCAUAGCAAAAAAAUGGUGUAAAUAUUUUAUUUCAAAACAAUUUUUGAUUAUUGCCUUAUGUUCAGAAUUAUUAUUUUUAUGCCUUGUUUAAUUUAGGAUAUGUAUUUUGCUCAAUUGGUAACCACAUAGUGUGAUAAAAAGUGUGUAUAUUUAGAGACAAAAAGCUAAUUUUUUUUUUCAUUAAACUUUUGCAAAAUCAAAAUGGCUGUACUGCUAUGUUACUGAAGUUUUAAUAAAAGGUGAAUUUUGACAAGCAGAUUGCUAUUUGAGAGCAACAGAUGAGGGUCAACCAAACUUUUCCCAUGGCAGGAGUUUUUGUCACAUAAAGCCUUAUUUUCAAGAGACUGCUGUUGGUAUGCUAACAUCAACAAAUGAACCUAACUUUUUACACAAGAAAGGGAAUUGAACCAUUCAAGGGAUUUUUACUCCAGCUGCUAGUGGGUUUUGAAAAUUUGGAAUCUUAUUGAGCUAUACUCUAUCACAUAUUGAAUUCCCCUUUAUAUGCUGAACACAAAAGCGUUGGUAUCAUAUUAAGAAAACACCAUUCAGGUAGUAAGGCUGUCUCCCCAUCUCAUUUGCCUAGUAACAUACUAAAUUGUUGUUGAUCCUUUCUGGGAGUGAAAGGGAUAAAAGGUGUUUUUCUCCUUUUGGUGGGGCAUAAAUUUCAGUAUGCAAAAUGAGAUUGCAUGUAGGUGAAUGAGAAUGGUGACGAAGGAUGACCACGAAGUGGGAGUCCAAUUUGUUAAUCAUGAGUAUGAUUACGGACAGAAUUGGACAACACAAAGUCCUUUUACCAAUUAAUCAAAACUAUUACGAAACUGGAGAAAAAAACUAGACAUUUGUUAUAUGCUCUCCAAAAAAAAAAAAGACAAUGGUUAACUCUGCAAAACAGAGACAUCAACUUUUUAACUGUUCAAGUCAACAAGUGACACCCUCUGUCCAAUUAGUGCCCAAAUCAGGCUCUUGACAAUCAAUCAUGUUAGAGAAUUUUGUUACAGUUUUGAUCAGGCAUAUAAUCCUUUAUCCAGAGGAUUAUUUAAGCAGACAUCAAAAGGCUUUUUAACUGUUCAACAGAUCUUAAACUGUCCUCCAAGCUUAUGGAAAAACCUAGGGUGGGGCUCCCUAAACAUCUGCUAUCUAGACACAUUGAGUUCUCUGCACCUGGCAGGCCACAGGAUUUCCAACUGACAAGUGUGUGGAUUAACACAAAUUUUAAGAAAUUUAGAAGGGAUAUGUGUGUCGAGCUAUUGUGGCCAAAAAAAGACCAGAGGACCUCAACCCUGUCACUCCUAAGAACUGAUUAUUAAUUCUCUCCUCUAGCUGCAAUGCAUUUCCUUGAAAAUUAGUUAUGAGAAUUUGGUGUUAGGUAAAGAUAAUAACUUGUAACUGAUAAGUUUGCGUAUUCUCAAUAUCUGUUUGCUGGGUAAUGUAUCAAACUUCAAUGAAAUAAUUUGGGUCAACAGGCAAACUUUUAAGUUGGAAGGCCUUUUGUAUGAAAUUUCUGUUGAUAGUUCUUUCCAUUGCUGAAAACUGAAUUAUUCCACCAACUUUUUUAUUACCAGCAUGGAGGACAGCAAUUGGCUAGGUCAAGGGAGAUUCAUAAUUAAUUUUAGCCUACCAAAAUCGAGACGUAACAACAACCGUUCAAAAAUUAAAAACAAACAAACAAACAAAGCAGACAUAGCCCUUUUGCCGGUUCGCACAGCCAAAUCCUAGGUGUUUCCGAUGGGUUUCCGAAGAAUUUCCGAUGGACCUCCGAAGAAUUACCGAGAAAUUUACUUCAGAUAAAAUUUAUGGAAGGCGGAAGUGAAAGUAGGAAGUGGUCGAGAACGAAAUUCCGGUCACGUGAUAUCCAAGUGGGAGUCUUUUACGUCCCCCGUUCGUCCUCCAUUGCCUGGCUCGAAGAGCAACAUCUAACAGCUUUUCUCGUGGUCUGCGGGCCUUGUGCCCCUCAUGUAAGUAGAAAUUACAGUGUACAAACUUGUAGAGUUUUUACUAUUUUAUCGAAGCGGUGCUUAUCAAAUUUGAUAAGGUAUUUUUGUUUGCUCAUCUGCGGUGUUGAAAGGCCUACAUUUUUAAGUGAAAGUUGAACUCCAACCUUGCUGUCCGUUGUGUAUUUUGUUACUGUGGUGGUAGCGUGAAAAGGACCAUAUUCUGUUGUAUUGCGAUAGUAAAAGGAUCUCUGUCGUAUGAAAAAGAUAGAAUGAUCUCGUAGUGUUCGGUUUUGUUACAAUACUUUUAAUUUUCUUGUUUUGACCUUCGGUUUGCACGUUACAGAGCAGAGAUCUAAGAGUUUUUUCCAGUUUUUAAUCCGAUGAUUGAAGAAAUGCCUCGCGAAUCAAGAUUUUUUUAUUUAACAUCCCGCAGAAUGACUAGCCAUUAUUCUUUCUAAAGACAAUGCUUCGUGUUUGCUUGUCUUUGGUCACCGCCUGUAUUCUCUAACGAUUGAUUUCGAACGUAUGUAGUGUUUUUGAGUAUACAGACUAAAGAGAGAGAUUUGAAAGCAGAAUCGUGCAAAAUUUAGACUCUGAUAUUCUGUCUCGACUAAGUUUCUGGUCGUUAGCCUUCCCAGACAAAUGUGCAGUCCUCUAUUUCAUCAGCAUCACCGCGUUUUCUCAGAAAAUAAUUACUAAAAUUGACAAGUUGCCGCUCGGUUUCCUCGAAUAUUCUCGAUGCGGAGAUCUGUAUCACAUUUUAAUGAUUCAAGAAACUCCAACGGGUUUGUUUGCUUAUCUAGUACGGUGUAUGUUUAUGAUUGAUUGUGUGACCACAAUGUUAUCUUAUAAAGAUCGCUUUGCAAGUUAGAUCAGUCUUCAUCUGUCAUAAACUUCCUUGUUUGUUAACAAGAUAUUGAUUGGCUCUGGUGUUUUCGCUGGUUCGCGAGUUGCACAGUGACUGAAAUGAUUCUUUUGCUAUAGGAUGGAAGCAUUCAGAAAGUGGAAUUUCUUUGGAAAGGGAUCUCGGCUCAAGGCUAAAUUAAAGCGCAAAAAAACGCGACAACAUGGUGGAUGCAAACAGGAAAGUAGUGAAAACGAAUUGAGCUCCAAUCCACCACCGUCGAAUUCAGAGAGUAGCCAAGAAGGAACUCUUAAUGGCAAGGAAAAAUCCAAAGCAAACAAUUCUGGUGAAAGUGGGAUUGUGGAUUCAUGUGAGCAAAAGGAUGUGAGCACAAGUGACUCUGAUGAAGUAUCCCCCACAACUGUAGGUUAGUGAGUUCAAAAAAAUUUUUAUUAGUUUGUUUGUAAAGUUCGAGUAGUUGUAUACAGUCCCCCAAUCCCUAAAUGUAUUGACCAUAAGAAGGUAUUACUUAGCCCACAAACCAUGUGAGAUCUGGGAGGUAAGGCGAUAAAAUUGCAAAAUUAGUAACCCCUCACAGUCUUGAAACUGAACGUAUUUGGCACCCCAGAUGAUACAUUUCUUUGUUGGCUGUUGAAGUUCCUUCAACAAGGUUUCUUCCAUAUGAUAAUUUUUGUAACCUUCCUUAUCAUUGUCCUUGAUGGAGAAUCAAUGUUAAAUGAGGCAGGUAGCAAAUAAUCACUUCUAAAAGGUAGAAGAUUCAGCAAGAAAAUUAUUGCGUUCUCAAGGCUGACAUCAACCUUCUCCAGACAAUAGAAUGAAUUUCUUGUAAUCCCUGAUUAGUUAUUACUGUGAAGGAUAAAGUUUACCCUCUAACUCCAAAGAUCUUAUUGUUAAUUCUGCCUUCCAGCCGCUACACAUUUCCUUGUAAAUUAAUUAACAGAUUUUGCUUAUCAAUCAAGAUAACAACUUCCACCUGAUAAGUUUGAAUAUUCUUGUUACGCGUUUACUGGACAAUGUAUGGAUAUUAUAGGGAGAAAUUACCUGUUUACCAUUUUAAGAGUUAAAGGUUAAUGAAGGUCAUCAUCACCUUUUAUUAUUUUAAAACUCACUUUUGUGGGCUAAACAUGAUUCAAAACCCACAGAUCUUUCUUCAACUGAUGAUGAGAAAUUGCUCAAAGAUAUGCCUUCAGAGGUUUAUGAAAAGCUGGCUAUUCUACUGCAACCCACGCAUAUGCUUGGAAAAGACUACCGCUUAUUGGCUGAUAAAAUGGGAUACAAAUACGAGUACAUUAAGUAUCUUGAAAGUUUACCUCAACCAGUGAAAGAACUGUUUAUAAAAUUUGCAAGAGAAGAGAGAAGAACAAUUAAAGAGCUGUUGUCACUUCUAAAACAAAUAGACAGACCAGAUGUGGUGGAGGACCUUCAGCCAUAUAUAGGUAGGAUAAACUUUUUUCUUUUAGUGGUUGAUGGGUAUAAAAUUUUUUUGGUGGAUAUUGAUCAGCUGAUCUUAAAUGCUUAGAUGAAUAGGGCACAUCUACACAUUUGCAGAAGAGGUUCAGUUGUAAAGAUCUUUGAUUAUCAUAGAAACUCAUAAAAUGAGACUGUUAAUCAGUGUAUGCCAGGCAAGUUUAGAGUGCCUGUGCACAAUAAAAUAAUUGUGAGUUUUUACUGGAUUAUCAUUAUUAAACAUAAAACCCAGAUUAACUUUUCGAAUAACACAUUUUUUUUAACAUCAGAUUGUACAAAAUACAAUCUUGGGUUUUAUGGGUUUGGACUUUCAACUCAUGUAGAAGUGUACAACAAUUGUAAAGACCACAAGAAACCAACGAGAACUGAAAGUUGAAACAUGCAAACUGCCUUUGGUGCUGGAAUAUACCAGGAAACAAGUUACAGUUGAUUUUAGUUUGACAUUUGAUUGAUUGAGAGGGUAGAAGGAGUCUUUUUCUAAACAAAUCAAAGGAAAAACCUAUUAUAAUCAUAGAAAUUUGUGACACUAUACUGAAAAUCUCUUCCAUAGUAGAGUUAACCAUUAUUUAAUUUGGAUCAUUUUCAGAGAGAACACCUCCUCGAAGGGUGAUUGAAGAGCGAUUUCAAAAAUGUAUGUAUCUGUGUUUGACUGUAACUGUACUUUGUUUGUAUUUACUAAGCCUGCUUUAACUGAACAUUAUAUCAAGGCAGAAGCAGAAAACCUAAGUUAUGUGCUUCUGGUCAAAACCAUUAUCUAAAUCACUGUGCGAUAUCAUUGAAUGAAAAUCAAACAGACAGAAUUACAGCAAAAAGCCAAUUUCAUCUUUACUUUCAUUGUCUUUGUGCUCCAAGCAAUUAGAAGCUUCAACAACCUCUCCCCUGGCAACCCACAAGGAUUUGAUCGUCCUCUGUGCCAGGGGUUGGGGAAUUUGAACUAGAAUUGAAAAGUCUUUCUAGCAGAAUACAAAUGCUGUAUUAAAUAUGGAGGUGUUAACGUAUAUCCAGUUCAACCUAUUUAAAGCUGCACCAUAUUAAAUGGUCAGUUGUCAAGGUCCCAAAUUUUUUCCCUUAAUCACUGUAAUUUUCACCACUAUGUAGCAGUCACCUUAGUCUAUAAAACAGUGAGUCCCAACAGCCUGUUUGUAUUGUUUUCCACCUGAAUGAAUGGUCACCUAAAGAGGAACCACUUACAUAAAACUAACAAAAAUCUCUCAAGUAAAAGUUAAUUCAUGUUUCUCUCUGAAAAUCAAUGUUAGUAGUAUUUUUGAGCAAGUUUUUGUACAUAAAGUGGUCAACUAUGGUAUAGAAUAAGGUUUUUGUUGUUUUUAUAUCCACCUUGUUCUGUAGAACCUAUUUUAAUGAGUCAAACUGUACAAAGUGGUCACUCUGCCAUACCCCAUGAGUGACCACUUAAUACCAGUUUAAUUGUAGUUAGGGGGGGGGGGGGAAGGGGGGACAGGGUGGGGAAAUUUGAACAAACAAAUCUUCAUCAGUUAAAAUGUGUGGGGGGUUGGAUGUUGAAGUUUUGAAUUGUUGAAUUGAUCAACACAUUACUCCUUAGCUUAACUUCUCAUGUUUACAUUUUGCCUUUUUCUUCAAUCUGACCAAAAAAUGAUCACAACUGAAAGUGUCGUGCUUUACGACACCUUUCUGUCUGCAUGGUGCAUAGGAACUCUAACAGCUGUUUUGGGAACAGACUGGUUUUCAUUUCCAUUCUUAAACCAGUCAUUGAAGAUGACUGACUGUAAAAAAUGAUAUUUAAACAAGGGCCUUAUUCUUAGCCAGUGGCUGAAUUAGGGUGGCUGUUGUCAGUAAUUUUAAAUAACAUCAGUGUCUUUUAUCUCCAUCGUAUGUUCUUGUUUACAGCAAAGAUUGAUGAACAGAAAACAAGUGAGUGGACUAUUGUAUUUUUCUAAUUUGGUUUUUUUGCCAUCAAAUUUACCCAAUUUUUUGUAAAGAGCUCUUUUCAAUUGAGUGUUGUAAAACCAAACCAAGGUGAUAACGAUGGUCAAUCAUAAGAAUGGAAAACACAUGUGCCUUAUUAGAAAAAAAAAAUUAAACCCUUUACACCUUGGCAUCAUUAUGUAUACUCUCUAUACUUUUCUGUAUACAUUUCUUGAGGUGCUGAUGAGGAGAAUUUAUUUAACAAUCAAAGAGUUUCUUUAGUUGGUGAUCAUUUCUCUUAUUCCCAUGACCUUAGUGUGUGAUUCUGAGAUGUCAUUGUAAGGAGAAAUUAGAUGCUAGUCACUCUCGGGGGUCAAAGGGAACUCAAAGUAUUAACAAAGAAUGCGCGGGAAAACGUGGGCGACCAAGUCGUGAUUGGUUUAAGUUUUGCAUCUGAGGAGUACGAUUUUUCAAGGCCCAUCACAGAGGCUAGUAAAGCAAAACCAAGGCAACCCUGGAUUGCUAACGACAUAACUGAAAUUGCUCUAACACCUCAAUUUCAUUAUUGUAAAGGAAUUUGUUUGUGUUUCUAGUUCGUGAUUCUUAUGACGCAUUCAUAUGCUACGAUGAGGGAGACCGUGCUUUUGUGGAUAAACUUGUCAAGAGGAUGGAAAGUGAACCAUAUAACCGUCAUGUAUGUGAUACAAGACGAGAUCUCCUGCCUGGUGGUUCACGUUUUGAGGGAAUUGCCACGGCCAUCGAGAAAAAUUGUAGAAACGUGGUUCUUGUUUGGUCUAGGAACUACCAUGAUAGUGAAAAGGCCCGCUUUGAAUCAGAUGUAGCCAUGAGUAUGUCAACAGGUCAGUUGGACGGUCUUUAGAAAUGUUAUGUUUUUUAGAAUCAAACCAUUCAGAGAUUUGCUAACGUGAUUGAUUGACAGCUGUCUGAUUUGGGGUCCAAUAGGAGAGUGAAUCUUUCAUGCUCAAUCAAGUUAUGAAACGAGUUUUUGCUCGGCGCGAAAAGCGCGGGCCAUAAAUCUAAGCGUAAAAAUCGAGUUUCAGAAACUUCAAGUACGGACCAAGAAAACAACGCUGCAUGUAGUUAGAUAUUUAUCAUAUAUCUGGGUAGAAAACUUUAAUUUUAUACUCAAACAAACUUUUUGAUUCAGCGAGCCUUACAGCGAAAUCGCAGCCCACGUACAAACUGAGAGAUAUGAUAAAAGGAAAGAUUAACCAUUUUGCUCGUGAAAUGGGAUCAUACGCUGCAUUUGCGCAUGUUCUGGAGAUGAAUACAUUGAACCGAUGGGAAUUUGUUUGGUUCGAUUUGCCGAUUCGGCACAAUUUCGUUCAAAUCUCGGUGUGGUUUUUCUUUACUUUAAUUUUCUCUGGUAUGAAUUGAUACUUAACAACAACUUUAUCUCAGAAAAGAUGCUGAUGGUGACCUGUGUUUCAUUUUGCCUUCACAGGAACCAAAAAAAAACUUGAUAUCAUACCAGUUCUUAUUGAUGAUGGUUACAGAGACAAUAUUCCUCGUUCCAUGUCUCAUUUUUAUUACCUCGAUUACAAACGACUAGAAAAGGAAUUAUUCUGGAAUAAGCUGGCGAUAUCACUGGGCUGGAAACCACCUAAUCACUAUUGAGAGCGUCGAGUAACAAACUCAGCGAUGGACGUUCGCCCCAACUGCACACCUACCCCUCCCCUAACCCAACAACUGUCAACUGAGUACAACUUAGGGUUAAUGUUGGAUUAGGGGAGGGGUAGGUGAGCAUUUGCUAAGAAACUGACAUUGAUCCAGAUAUCCUGUCGCACAAAACAAUAGGAAACCGCACCAAACAGUCAAUCUGUUUUGAAGACCACCUUCUUGUUUCCUUAGUUAGAGGUAGAUAAUUUUCUUAAUUGACAAACGUUUAUUGCGAUGAGUGCCAUGAGGAUAGAGCUUUUUCUGAUGGGAUGUCGUAAAACCGAAAACUUAGUAGCAAGAGCCAAUGAAACUCAAGGUAAUUGGACUAACGUCCACAUUAAAAUAUGAGUGACUUCUCAACCAAUCACAAUUGAAGUUAGAACAAUUUUUAUAAUGACGCGAGAGUAAUGCAGAAUUGGCUCGGUUUUGCUUCACGCGACAUGUGAUUGGUUCAGAAAACUCACGCCAUAUUUUAAACAAUCAGAUUCAGAGGAAAAAAAUCGUGACUUGGUCACCUGCGUUCUCCCACGCAUUGAACAGUUUGCUUUUUUUUUUCUCUGCGUUUUCUGACUCUGUGUGAUUUUUUUCCUUUGCUUUGGUUGGCUGUUAUGAUUGUUUUGCUUUUGGUUUUACAAUCCGCAAUCGAAACGCGUACAAGGUCAAACGCGCUCAAGGUCAAACGCGCUCAAGGUCAAACGUGCUCAAGGUCAAACGCGCUCAAGGUCAAACGCGCCCAAGGUCAAACGUCCUCAAGGUCAAACGCGGCUACUGCUGGUUUCAUCUGACCAUUUGUCGGCAUGAACAGUAUAUUAUUGCCACAUAUGAAAUCACCUCUAGUGUCCUUUUAAUUAGAAAUUUGGUAGCUAUUGUAAAUAAGUCGGUAGAGGUGUUUUGGUUUGUUGUAUAUACUAUAUAUAGAUCGUCAUGUAUUAUAUAUACUCAAUCUUUGUGACGUACAUUAAUAUUUUUAUUUCAGCAUUUUUUCGUUUUAUAAAUCUCGUGUGUUAUCACAUGUGUAUGAUAUGUAUGAAUUAUUUUAACCCUUUCGCUCCCAAGAUCUUAUUAGUAAUUCUCCUUACUGACUGUCAAACAGUUUUGGUGAUACUAGUUUGGAUAAUUUGAUUUUGGAUCAACUUAAUGAUCCCCUAGUUGGUAGUUUUUCUUUGUUUUCAUCACUUGUUUACUUGUUAUUGUAUUGCAAUUGUAGGGAGAAAUUCUGUCUUGGUCACUCACGUGAGUUAAAGGGUAAUCGUUUUAAGUUUGGUCGGCAUAUAAGAGUUUGUAGUAUACAGAAAGAAAGUAGAAACUUUCAUUAGGAGGAAUUAUUUUUUUUGGCUGGAUGAGGAGGUAGUUGUCGGGUUGUUAAUAGCCAUAGGCUGCAUUCCUCGUGCUAAUCAGAAAACUAUUCUCCCCUCCCCCCCCAGUAAAAGCGUCCUUCUGGGAGGAGGGGAUCGUUGUAUGAUAUCUGAAGGAACGCCUGUGAAGUAAACCACCGGUACCUUGGAUCGAACACAUCAAGUCGAGGGUUCGUGGUAAAGUUCCUGAGGAAAAAAGGGAAAAUUAAAGCACAAACAAUUUUCUCUCGUAGUUUCACUGAGUAAGAUUAGCUUUCUUUUUCUGUUUUGACACAUCACAUUGAAAAACGAGGGAAACAAAACAAAACAUCGAUUGAAAAUACAUUUAUUAUAGGUUCACGCCUCGCGGUCAUGUCUUCGAUCCAAGGCCAGGUCACUUUAUUUGGGCUCUUCUGUUCAAUUGUUUUAAGUUAGGUUAAAACUACAAAUUGUAAAGCUGGAACCCUUUUGGCUUAGUUAUUAGAUGUUCCGAACAUAGGAAUCACGCAAAGAAAUAUACGGGACGUGUUUAAGUUACAAGAAUGUAAUGCGUGGUAAUCGUCCAUUUUUUACGACACGGGUUUAUACCAGUGCUACAAUAGAGACAACAGAAAUAUAUAUCAGAAAAAGUUUCUUUUUUUUUCUUUUUUUUUUCCAGAAUCUGUAGAUAUUCCAACCGAUCUAGUUAGUACCUGGUUGAGUAUAUUCCUCAACCUGCUGACUGUUGAAAAAAAUCGAUUGUAAAGAAUUGAAUAAACUGUACUGUCAAAAAAUACAUUAAGAGGCGAAUACCGUGUUAUGAAAGAGGAUUGUGAACAAUACUUUUUUGAAAUCUUGGAACGUCUUUUUGAAAAUUGGGGAGGCCUGAAGAUAUUGCGUUUAUAUGUGUGUACAUAGAUAUUAAAAUUAUAUACGUGAGUUCAUCCAGUCGGAAAAUGGCCGAAUAAAACAACUUCGUCCGUAACGUGUUUUUUUGACACUGAUGCAGGCUGACAAACAACAGACCCUCGAGACCUCGUAAUACUCCUACGAAAGGAAAAAAUAUCUAUAUGCCGGGGAGUUCUGGUUUACCGAUAAUUAAGGAC